Molecule: messenger RNA, 1923 nt
Organism: Dinoponera quadriceps
Lineage: Eukaryota; Metazoa; Arthropoda; Insecta; Hymenoptera; Formicidae
Gene: dila
Product: centrosomal protein of 131 kDa-like
Exons: 10
Coding region: 1-1923 (640 amino acids)
Biological process (GO): intraciliary transport involved in cilium assembly; cilium assembly; regulation of centrosome duplication
Cellular component (GO): centriolar satellite
Source: RefSeq, a predicted model, not a curated record
AUGGAGACUAAGAGUUUAUGUGAGGAAAAGCGCGAUUUCAACCAGAAUCUAAUCGAAUCGCCCGGCUCGUUUGAACAAUUGUGCGACAUGAUAAACCAAUUAGAAAAAGAUAACAAUAUCGAAAUUGCAGAAUGCAAACAAAUUGACAUGUGCAUUAAAUACGACGCCGUGCUGGAGCCAGCGUUGCGCAAUUACACGGAACAAAUCGAGCCGGAGAGAGAUGCGACUGGUGAAAAAUGCACGUCACUCGCGUCGACCUAUGAGGACAUAAUGUCCUUCUUAGGAAGCUUCGAAAAUGAUGAUACACGAGAGAAUAAUAUUAUUGCCAACGACGCGACAACUAUAAUUCCAUUCUGUCGAGGACUUAGCAGAUACGAGACGGGAGAGCAGCCGAUUUCCAGCUGCCAACAGGACGAUCUGGAGACUGCGAGAUUGCAGAUAGAGGAGAAGAAUGCGACGAUCGAAUGUCUGAAGGACCAACUGAAGUCUGAGCGUAAGGCGGCGUGCGACAAGAUGACGACGCAGAGGCGAUGCCAUGCCACGAAGGCGAAAGAACUGGAGAACAAGUACAGGACGAUUGUGAAGCGCCAUCAGAAGUUCAUCGAGCAGCUGAUCGCUGAGAAAACGGAUCUCACGCAGAAAUGCGACUCGCUAGUGCGACAGAUAAAGGAGACAGAGCGGAAGAUCCAACGGGAUGUGAAAGUAAUUAACGAGAGGCACACAGUGGAACUGCAACGCGUGAAGGAGAAUGCCGCGGCGUCGGAGAAGAUACGGCGCGAACGAUGGCUGGAAAUGAAGACCUCGAAAAUCAAGGAGAUGACGGUGAAGGGGCUGGAGCCGGAAUUGCACAACAUGAUGGAGCAACAUCAAGGGGAGAUACAGGAGCUGAGACGCGCGCACAUAAAGGAGUUACAGGACGUAGAAUUGCGGGCGUUGCGUCGAUCGAAUCAGCAAUUGGAGCAACUGAGAAUCGAAUUGACAGACAGCCACGAGAAGCUGUUGACCAAGGAAAAGGACGUACUGACGGCACGAUACGAGGAGAAAUUGGAGAAGCAAGAGACGCACUUCCAGACGAUGCAGAGCACACUCGCGGAGCGUUUCGAGAGGGACAGAUCGAAUCUGCUGGCGGAGCAAAAGAAACGCGACCAGGAAACAAGCGCGAUGAUGCAACAGGCGCAGUCGCACUUUCAGAAAGAAGCGGAAGCGCUGCGGGAGCAACACGAGAGUGCGAAGAAAAAUUUCGAAGAAUCCUUGAGAAAAGAGUGGCUCGUCUGGGCGGAUGAUUACAAGAAGCAACAAAACGCGAGUUUCACGAGAGCGGAAGCUAAGAUUCGUAAUGAUUGUCAGAGGGAGAGGGACAAGCAGAUAGAAAUCGCUAUAUCCAGACUGGAGAAAGAAUCUCGCGAUAUGCGAGCGAAGUUGCAGCAAAAUUUCGAUGAUAAAUUUGAGCUAAUGAAAGAAGAAUACGACGCAAGACUGCAAGCUGCGAUUAAAAGUGAGAACGUUUAUAAAAACAAAUUAUUGUUAUUGGAGGAGAGAUUUGCAUCCACAGAAAUACAGCUUGAAAAGACGGAAAAUAAAUUUAAAGAAUGUACGUCGAAUCUACGUGACAUGGAUCAGACAAUCGCAAAGUUGACCGUAGAGAGGGACAACGCGAAAGAAAUAGCGAGACAAGAGAUCGAGACAGAGAAAAGGGAGCUGGAAGACAAGAUCGCCUCGCUCUAUCAAGAAAUAACUCGGAAUAACGUCAACACAGAUCAAUUUAUGGCACAAUUGUACAGCAGGGUAAAGCUCGUAAUCACUCAAAAAGUUCUGGUUAUAAAGGACCUCAAUAAAAAGCUCAACGGCGCAAUUUCAAAGUGCGAACAUUUAGAAAAGUUGUUAGAUCAGCAAAGAAAAGAAUAUAUCUUAAAGUCCUUGUAA